AUGUCUGAAUCAAAUGCAGUCACCAUUCGGCCGCGAGAGCCUUCCGAUCUCCCCGCGCUCAUCCGAAUCCUCACCGACGUCCAUAUUCUGACCAAAUAUCCCGUAGACGGCCCUUCAACCUUUUCGGCCAAACUAGAAAAUCCCAAUGCAUUAAGCUCCAUCGUUGCAUUAUGCGAUGGAAAUCUCGCCGGCCACGCGCAGCUUCAAUCUGCAUCGGUCCUCAACUCUGCGGUCAUAGAGUCGUUAAUAUCCCACGCUCCAAUCACCUCAUUCGCUACACUCGUCUCCCUGUUCGUGGACCCGAGGCUUCAAGGCAAAGGCAUUGGGGCGAGACUGGUUGAAGAAGUGGUAGCAUGGGGAAAUAAAGAGGGAAAGAGGUUGGUGCUUGUUGUUCUGGAGAAGGAUGUGGCUGCUAUCAGAAUGUAUGAGCGAAUGGGGUGGGAGCGAGGGGUUGAAUAUUUCUAUGAGAGUAUUCAGGGAGUGGAUUACAGAGCCUUUUCGUAUUUGGCGCCGGUGUGA
Molecule: messenger RNA, 519 nt
Organism: Cucurbitaria berberidis CBS 394.84
Lineage: Eukaryota; Fungi; Ascomycota; Dothideomycetes; Pleosporales; Cucurbitariaceae
Product: acyl-CoA N-acyltransferase
Exons: 1
Coding region: 1-519 (172 amino acids)
Molecular function (GO): acyltransferase activity, transferring groups other than amino-acyl groups
Source: RefSeq, a predicted model, not a curated record